Penicillium waksmanii is the source of this 1614-nucleotide messenger RNA. Its product is annotated as arylsulfotransferase family protein. Lineage: Eukaryota; Fungi; Ascomycota; Eurotiomycetes; Eurotiales; Aspergillaceae. The coding region runs from base 1 to 1614 and encodes 537 amino acids. The transcript has 3 exons. The record is from RefSeq and is a predicted model, not a curated record.
AUGGCCUUGAAGAAUCUCGCCUGGUUAAUUGCUGUCACUCACUGCGUCUCGGGGAGCCUACAAUUCCUCUCCAGACCAGACUUGUCGCCACCGAGGUUGAACAUCACAGUACCGGCUUCACCUCAAACCGAGGCAGGCUAUCUCUUCUUUACAGCAGCUCGGGGAAAUACUCCCGAUAGCGCUGGCCCUGACCAGCCAGGCGCUUAUAUCUUUCGCGACAAUGGAGAACUGGUUUGGUCAGGGGUGGGAUACUGGGCCGGAUGGGUGGCCGAUUUCAGUCCCAGUAUUGUCAAUGGGAAGCCAACUCUUCGUGCUUUUCAGGGUGAUGUGUUUCCUGCUACUGGCCGGAUGCUUGGAAAUCAUGCGCUCUUGGCAAAUUCAUACCGAACUAUCAGUGUGAUACACGCAGCGACACAUCGUCUCAGCUCGGCGCAUGAAUUCGAGGUGGUCAACGAAAGUUCCGUUUUGAUCGAGACGCCGAUUAUGACAGUUGCUGACUUGAGCUCAUACGGUGGAAAUAAAGACCAGAAGUUCCUGCUGGAGGGCGGAUUUCAAGAAAUGGAUUUAAAGACUGGCGAGCCGAUUUUCGAGUGGUCAUCUAGGGGAAGAAUCAACCCGAUUUACAGCGCCAUCCCAUUGGAUAGAAAGGGCACAUACGACGGCCGCACUUACAAUUCCGCGUGGAAUUAUUUCCACAUCAACAGCAUUGACAAAGACUCUGAAGGAGACUAUCUAGUUUCAGCAAGGCACUACAACGCCAUAUUCAAAAUAAACGGCAGCAACGGCGGUAUAAUCUGGCAACUCGGUGGAAUGAAAGGGUCCACUUUCAAAAUUCCAUCAAACCUGGAGUUUGCCUUCCAACACGACGCUCGCUUUCAAUAUAGAUCACCAAACGGGGAAAUUGAACAUAUAUCCUUCUUCGACAAUGCGGCUUACUCUGUUCCAGGACGAGAAAUAGCUCCGUGUUCAAGAGGCCGACAUAUUGAACUCAACAAUACCGCGAAAUCAUUGAAAGAAAUACAAACCUACCAUGCACCCGACAACUUGAUUGCGCAUACUCAGGGAAGCUUCAGAUUUUUACCAAAUGGCAAUAAGCUGGCUAACUGGGGGAGCGCGGGUGCUCUCACUGAGUUUGCGGAUGACGGGACUAUCCUCUUCCAUGCGUAUCUCGACUCGUACCCGAACAAGAAUGUCCAAAGCUAUCGCGGUUUUAAGGCAAAUUGGACCGCCUUUCCGAGUGAGGAGCCUGCAGUACUAGCAUUGAGAUCCGGAGAAAAAGAUGCGGUUGUGUGGGUCUCGUGGAAUGGAGACACAGAGACAAAGACCUGGAAGUUCUAUCUCAUCGAUAAACAGUCUGGAGAAAAUCAUUUCCUGAGCUCAGUUCAACGAUCUGGCUUCGAGACUCGCCUUGAAGCAACUAUUUUUCCCACCGCAUUCACGAACCAUGGAGAGCUGCUAGUCGUGGCGGAAGCGCUAGAUCACAAUGGCAAUUCGCUUCGGAAAAGCAGACCUGUUGAAUUUACAGCAGACGAGGCUUAUCAGGACAUCCUUGAAAUACGAAGAGCACGAGGGCGUUCAAAAUCUGCCAUGAGUUCUAAACGCCUAGAGCUAUGA